Molecule: messenger RNA, 2245 nt
Organism: Amoebophrya sp. A25
Lineage: Eukaryota; Dinophyceae; Syndiniales; Amoebophryaceae
Source: the annotation of a GenBank genome assembly
GGACGAUAUGAUUCACAAGAUGCUUGUCACCUGUAAGUAGAAAGAAAAAAUAAAAGUAGAACUACAGGUACAAGAUAUUAUGAUAUAUAGGGGGUACGGGUAGAAGGCGUAGGUCACGCUCACAACAACGUAAAACUUUGCUCGGGCUGACACUUAUCAAAUAAAAUUUUGAUAAAGACGAGGAUUCACUAGACUUCUACUACGAUAGGUUUUCGUACUCAUCCUCCAAGAACUCCUCUAAAGUCAGACUCAGUAGAACCUGAAAAACAUCACGACCAUGCCACGCGACGUAGCCUGUGACAUCUGUGGUGGGCGCUUUUUCCCCAGCUCACUGCCAUUUCAUCGUAAAGCCUGCGCUAAAACCUUUAUGGAGCGAAGCGCUGCUGGGCAUUUUGAUCGGCCUGCUCUAACGGGUAUGGAGUUCGGAGAGCAGCAGGAAAAUAUUGCUCCAGGAGGUGUUCGUGGAGGAGGCUCAACAUUUGCGAAUAAAAGUACAAGUAGGAGUAGCGCGGCUAGCAGACCUGUUGUUCAACCAGGUUCAGCUGGUGGUGGAAGAGCAAAUCAUUCGAAUUCUGCACGACAGUAUGAGGAGUUGUCAAAUAGUUUUCGUUCCGGAUAUGCCAAUCAUGGAGGUGGCCGCUCCUCUGCAUCUUCAUCCUCAUCAAGAGCAGAGGGAGGACCUUCCACCUCUCGGAAAUUUAUCGAUGCACAACAGCCGCAGCCGACGUCAAUGAUGUACAAGAUGAACGCAGCAAUGGGUAUGGGAGGUAGUGGACCAGAACAAGCACAACUUGGGGGUCUGGUACCUUGUCGUGUAUGCGGAAGAACAUUUGCACCGGAUCGAAUAGGCAAGCAUGAGCAGAUUUGUGCAAAGACGUCGAAGAAAAAGAGAAGGGUACCUACCGUAGGUAAAGACUGCAGUACGUAGUUGUGACUAGUAUGAUCUAUUCCAGGUAGUAGGGAACUUCUGCUAGAAGGAGCGCAACUUUUUCGUUCAUAACAUCUACGUACGGCCGCUAGCGUUAGUUGAAAUAUGCAGUAUUAAAGGUAUCUCAACAAACUCGAUCUACUUUUCCAGGUUUACAAUACUGCAGCUCAUCGUGUAGCAACGGAUGGAACAGAUAUUGGUUCUGGGUUUGGCUUUGGCAUGCCACCGCCAAUACGAAAAAAAGGCAGACAACCUACUUCAGGCUCCGCUUCAGCUUCUACCUCAAGAUGUUCAAGAUCUGAGCCUCUAGUGCGAUCGGAUUGGCGUGCGAAGUCUCUUGCAUUUCGCCAAGCUAUAAGGAAUGCAAGACAACUAGGCCCCAUGCAUGGGGGAGGGAGUAGCAUGAUGGGAGGUGGGGGUAUCAUGGGUGGUGGAAGUAGGAAUAUGAUGGGUCGUGGAGCAAGUAGUGGUAGUAGAGGGGGUGGAACGUUCGGGGGGCGAGGUGGUCCAGGACCAGGAAUUCAACAGACGCGAUCACGAGGUUCGAUGCCAGCACGUGGACAAGGCUUUCAGCACCAGGAAAGGCCGCUCGGAUCUUCUUCGUCCUCAUCUUCUCAGGUCAACAAGAGGAACAGUAGAGGAGACGCUAGAAGAUUUACGUCUGGAGUUGGAUCGUCAAGUAGGAGUGGAGCUGCAGUAAGAAGAGAUGGUGGUCCACCAACGUCAGGAGGACGCAGAGCUACUGACUUAGCAGGAGGUUCCACGACCAGGCGUACAACGCGAGCAAAUUAUCCUCCGAGUGGGGGUGGCGGAUUUGGUGAUCCACCUCCAGCAUGGGGCCGCCAAAUGGCAGGUGGUUUUGGGGGUGGUGGAGGCAUGAAUCUGCUUAACAGUAACAAAACGUCAGCUGAUAAUCCCAUGGUAAUGGGAGUGAGGUGAGAUGAUUGACAUGCUGAUACACAUGCAGCGGUGACCAUUACUUAUGUUGUACAACUACUGCAAUAAAGUUAAUUAAAAGCUGCACGUGAACUAGAACUAGAACUACAUCUUAGAUGGACAACUACAACUAGAACUACCUUAUCGGCGCUGCAAAGAUGGAUUAAGAAGUGCUAAUUAGAUCGUAACGAUUUCACCAACUAACGAUAAUUUCUUGUGUUACCUACGAAACCUAUGUUGUGGUCUCUAUGCACCACGACCACACUUUUUACCUUGUUCUCCCACCUGUCGUGGUGCAUUGCUUGGCUGGAAGAUAACUGUGAUUUCUAUCUGUCUUGAAAACCACUACAGUUCGCUCUGACUACAAUCUGCUGUCCUGAG